This is a messenger RNA of Engraulis encrasicolus (European anchovy), 1102 nucleotides long. It is a transcript of the gene arl3l1, whose product is annotated as ADP ribosylation factor like GTPase 3, like 1. The transcript is spliced from 6 exons. Lineage: Eukaryota; Metazoa; Chordata; Actinopteri; Clupeiformes; Engraulidae. The coding region runs from base 1 to 564 and encodes 187 amino acids. Gene Ontology annotation, biological process: cilium assembly. Gene Ontology annotation, molecular function: GTP binding; GTPase activity. Gene Ontology annotation, cellular component: microtubule cytoskeleton; cytoplasm. The record is from RefSeq and is a predicted model, not a curated record.
AUGGGGGAGACACAGAAGGGCUUGUUCUCGGUCAUUGAGAAGCUGAAGGGAAGCACAGAGUUGGAAUUCCGGAUAGUUCUUCUCGGUCUGGACAAUGCUGGAAAGACCACGUUACUCAGACAACUCGCCUCAGAGGACGUUAGCACCAUCACACCUACGCAGGGCUUCAACAUCAAAAGUGUGACAUCACAUGGCAUGAAGCUCAAUGUCUGGGACAUUGGAGGACAGAGAAAGAUCCGUACUUUCUGGAAUAAGUACUUGGAAAACACAGACUUGCUGAUUUAUGUCAUUGACAGUGCGGACAAGAAGAGGUUUGAAGAGACUGGAGUGGAGCUCUCAGAGCUGAUUGAAGACCAGAACCUGAAGGGUGUACCCAUACUGAUCUUUGCCAACAAGCAGGAUCUGGCCACCGCAUCGCCUGCUAGUGAGAUCGCAGAAGGCCUCAACCUCCACACGUACCGUGACCGGGAAUGGCAGAUCCAGGCCUGCUCUGCUGUGUCUGGCGAGGGAGUCCAGGAUGGUAUGAACUGGAUCAGCAGCAACAUUUGUAACAAGACGAAGUGAAUGCAUAUUAUUUGUCUACAAUGUAUGUGUUUUUUACUCGCUACACUUUGUUGUCAGAGUCGCAGACUAUCUGUCAGUGCAUUACGAUUUUGUAUGUUUUUUGUACGAAGCUCUCUCAGUUUGAGAACACUACCCAGCCAUUACAAUAUGGAAUGAAAGAGUCCACCAAACAUACUGAUAUUUGGGCUAACAUAUAGUAUUGAAACCAAAGCCCUGCCACACAGACAGUGGGGGGAGUGAGUGUGCACUUGUCUUUCCUCAACAGCUUGGGGAGGUCAGGUUUUUUUCUGGCCUUUUUUAGAAUCUCACAUGGGUGACUCUCCCUGUGCACAGAUUUAGAACACUGUAAAAAACAGGCUGAAUGUUUUUUAAAUGGUAAUAUUUGAAUGGUGUCAAAUUCCAGUUUAUCUCUCAAAAAAAGUGUAUCGAAAAUGUGUGUAGUCUAGUCUCCACUAAUGUGUUGCUCUUUUACUUAAUCCAGCCUUGACCUUCAUUGCAUUAGCAUGUCUGAUUUAAUUAGUAGACUAGUUGUUUUUGU